This is a messenger RNA of Myxocyprinus asiaticus (Chinese sucker), 6201 nucleotides long. RefSeq names its product stAR-related lipid transfer protein 13-like. Lineage: Eukaryota; Metazoa; Chordata; Actinopteri; Cypriniformes; Catostomidae. The transcript has 18 exons. The record is from RefSeq and is a predicted model, not a curated record. Gene Ontology annotation, molecular function: GTPase activator activity; protein binding; lipid binding. The coding region runs from base 383 to 4963 and encodes 1526 amino acids. Gene Ontology annotation, biological process: signal transduction; actin cytoskeleton organization; regulation of Rho protein signal transduction.
AUGCUGAGGCUUCCCAUUGCCUGUGGGGAUUUUUGGGAAUUUGGAAUGACAGCACCUUUCCCUCUGUGAAGGAGUUGCCUUGAAUCUCCAGCGAAAAGGAGAGAAAGAGACGCUUUUGCAGAGUCAAAGGUGUAUCUAAAUGCAUUUCUUGGUUUUAAUGGGACCUUGGACACUUUGGCGUACCUAAUGUUUACCAUGACAGCCAUUUAACUUUUCAGCAGAUUUUAAACUUCUCCAAGGAUGAUUGGAUCAAAGUGCUUAUUUGCGCUGAGGAACUAAUCCAGUCCAAAUGGUGAAACAUGUCAAUCAUGGCAGUUUCUGGCUUCAGAUGAAGACUUCUCUGGAUAUUCCUUAUGGCUAGUUUUAAACUGUAGAUUGAAAUAUGGACAAUCGACCCAUGAUGACUUUAAAAGAACAGCUGUCAUCAGUGUCGCAGGAGUCCCCAAGAAUUACUUUCUCUGUAGAGCUUUCAAUGGCAGACUCAAGGGUGGAUGGAAGUCCAAACUUACUAGAUAGUUCCUUAAAGAGAGAUCGCCAUUCAGUAGGUCUUGAAUCUAUUAUAGAUGGAAAUGUGGUUGCCCAAACACAGUUUGAGCUGAAGAAUGGAAGUAUCAAUGACCAGAAAGUAGGCAAAAGUUUAGCCAAGAAGUUCAAUCAAACUGCACCAGAUAAUCGGCAAAAUAGACAAAGCUAUGUUCUACAAGUUAACAAGGAUGGACCUUGUUUUAUUUUGAACACACUUACAAAAGAAUAUAUCCUUGAAACAAUGGUGACAAAUGAAUACAUUGAAGAUCAAAGCACUUCUGCUUGGAUAUCAAGCACAAAACCUGAGCUGAAUGGCAGUUAUCAUGCACAGGACAAUGAGACAUUGGGUAAACAUAUGUUGAGUACUAGUCCAAUGGCUAACAGCCAUGACAUGGACACAUCCAAAACUUCCUAUACCUCCUCUGUUUUAACAAUCAGAUCCAAUUCUGACUCAACCUACACAUUUGCAUCCUCUCCCAGAAGCCCCUCCCACCUUGUGCACCCUAAAUCAGCUCCUUUGCCCAUUUCUAGGGGGCCAGAUCUUCCCCGAAUCAUCAAACACAAGCCCAGCUCCAUCACCUUUGCAGACUACGACUGCCUUUCAGGUCUGAUCCAGAGUGCCCAGGCCAAUGAGAGUUCAGAUGUUUCUCAAACAUCUUCUGAUGAUGAGGGUCGUGAUGUGGUCUUCCAUGAUGAUGGUGAUGAGGUAUUCCCUAAGGUUACCAAAUCUAAGGAGCUUCUUCCAGGCUCCAGUCGACAGAGGAGUGGUGGUUGGGACAAGCAAAUGAGGAAAGGAACCAGUGAAGAAGGAAGUUCCACCACCAGCCUCCCACCAACCAGCGCCAGCAGUUAUGAGUCCGAGGAGGAGAGCAGCAGUACAGAGGAGUCUACCCAGGUCCUGUCUCCAUGGUCUGAAUCCAUGACCCAGCUAAUACGGAGAUUAGAUCAACUAAACUUGGAUAUAGAGGAAGCUCUCAGUGCUCGCUCCUCCCGCUCUGACACACCCAGCACUGCCUGCAGAUAUCUCGCAAAUGUCAGAGAAUCCCUGCAGAGCGGAGUUGCGGGGGUAAGCCAGACCCUCAACUACAACAACAUGGCCAGAAGAACAGAUACAAGGGAACGCCACAGCCAAGAGAGACUCACAAAAGCGGGAGCCACUUCCUCUCUGGGGAGAUCACAUGGUAAAAAGACAGAGAUGUCCAUCAAGAAGAGGCAUGGAGCUGCAGAAAUUGAGGCGAAGGAAGCUUGUGACUGGCUGCGGGCAGCAGGAUUCCCCCAGUACGCCCAGCUCUUUAAAGAUUCUCAAUUUCCUAUUGACAUCUCUCCUGUGAAGAAAGACCAUGACUUCUUGGACAAAGAUCUAGUGGAACCUCUUUGCAGGCGAUUGAAUACGUUAAACAAGUGUGCUUCUAUGAAACUUGACGUUAACCUUCCCAAGAAAAAAAGUGAAGACUCAGAUGAAGAUGAUCUCUUUGCCAUCAGUGACAAAUGGACUUUUGAAUGGAGCAGUCGCCGUUGGUCCAGGCUCGAAGACAUCGACUGCCUCCUGAGGGGUGUGGAGAGUAGAAACCUAGAUGAGCAGUCUGUGUUGCGGACAACAACCAGCAGCGAGAGCGUUCUGACCGACUUGAGCGAACCGGAAGUCUCUUCAAUUCACAGUGAGAGCAGUAGAGGCAGUGGCGGCAUAUGUGCACACAGCGCGGAAGACUCAGACAGCUCCCACCGUACCCGCUUGGACUCAGUAGCCAUGCCCGACCACACAUCACUGGGAGUGGCCCACCUCUCUCCAGAUCUUUCGAGCUAUGGCUCGCUGCCCGAAAAGCACAGCAAGCGAGGCCGGACGCGAGCUAAGGAGUUCUUAGGCCGUAUGGAGGCUUUGCAGUUACGGGGAGCCAUGGGGGGUGGAGGACACCGGAAUCUUGUUAUAAGUGCCCCGGUUCUGCAACAGGAACCAGAGGCAGUGAAAACUCUCCGCUGUGUGGAGAUCAUCAAUGGGGAUGGGAGUCUGGUAGAGCCGCCCUCUGGGAUGGGGUUUCCCUCUCAGUCAAGUAGUGAAGGAAGUAGCAGCCAGUCAAGUGGGAGUGCUGUCAGUACUCCAAACCUCAAGGAACGCAAUGUCCACCGGGCCGAUCACAAGCGCAGUGGGAUGUACCUGGAAGACCUGGACGUGUUCUCCAGCGUCAUCCAGGGUAAGCGAGUAGCUGAGCAGAACCGUCGCAACGAGUUUCGCUCCUAUGAAGACCUAGUUGUACAUAUUCCUAAAGACCACAAGCCUGGAACCUUUCCUAAAGCUCUUUCUAUAGAGAGUCUUUCUCCCUCAACGGCAAUCUCCAUCAAUUGGCACUCGGCAAGCACAGACUCAGACUUCCAAUGUUCACCCUGCAUCAAAGAACCUCGUCCCAUCACCCAGUGCUGCUCCCGAGGCAGUCGGAUCAGCAUUUACGACAAUGUACCUGGGUCGCACCUCUAUGCCAGCACUGGUGACCUUAUAGACUUGGAAAAGGAAGAUCUAUUCCCACAUCUGGAUGAUAUUUUACAGCAUGUAAAUGGGCUUCAGCAGAUCGUGGACCAUUGGUCCAAGAAUGUACUGCCCACUAGUGAAAGUUCAGGGCAAGACCAAGUGUAUCUGAAUAGAGAUCGCACAGGGGGCUUGCAGUCUUCCAGCCAGAUAAUGCUGGACUUUGAAAGACACUCUGUGCUGGAGGGUCAGGCUACGCCCAGUGAUGGAGACAGGGAUGGGGUCUCGCUUAAUGAAACGGAAUCUACAGGCAUGAGGGAGAGGAGAGAUUCGGGCGUAGGGGCUUCACUCACUAGACCAAACCGCUUGCGAUGGCCCAGCUUCCAGAUUUCCAACCGCCUCAGUCAUUCGGUUGCCUCUCUCCAGAUCACCAGCCAAUCUGCAGCCCAGCUUAGCUUGCUACAGAAAUUUUCCUUGCUCCGUCUCACUGCCAUUAUGGAGAAGUACUCCAUGUCCAACAAACACGGGUGGACCUGGUCUGUGCCGAAGUUUAUGAAGAGGAUGAAGGUUCCAGACUAUAUGGAUAAGAAUGUGUUUGGUGUUCCACUGAUUGUGAAUGUACAGCGCUUCGGUCAGCCACUACCUCUUGGUGUACAGCAGGCUCUGCGAUACCUCAGGAGCCAAUGCCUUGACCAGGUGGGACUUUUUCGCAAGUCUGGGGUGAAGUCUCGUAUUCAAGCUCUCCGACAGAUGAAUGAAAGUUCUCCAGAUGAUGUCAACUAUGAGGACCAGUCUGCUUAUGAUGUGGCCGACAUGGUCAAACAGUUCUUCAGGGAUCUACCUGAGCCACUUCUGACCAGCAAACUGGGAGAAACCUUCCUCCAUAUUUAUCAAUAUGUGCCCAAAGAGCAGCGCUUGCAGGCAGUGCAGGUGGCAAUCAUGCUGAUGUCAGAUGAGAACAGGGAGGUCCUUCAAACCCUACUUUGCUUCCUCAGUGAUGUCACUUCCUCUGUACAGGAAAAUCAGAUGACACCCAUGAACAUUGCAGUGUGUCUGGCACCCUCACUCUUUCAUCUCAACAUCCUGAAGAAGGACAAUCUUGCACCAAGAGCUAUGCAGAUGCAGAAAAAGUAUGCCACAGGAAGGCCAGACCAAAAGGACCUGAAUGAAAACCUGGCUGCCACUCAGGGCCUGGCACACAUGAUCACAGAGUGCAACCGCCUGUUUGAAAUUCCACAUGAAAUGGUGACUCAGUCACGGAACUCCUAUGUGGAGGCGGAGCUUCAGGCUCCCACAAUUGAGGAACUCUGCAAGCAACAGCAUCAAGAGGAAGAGGGGGAGGAUAAAGGCUCCUGGUCCGCAUUCAUGGAGGCCAGACUACAGGGUCUCCUCAAAGAUGCCCGGGAAAAGGCCAAAGGCUGGGUGUCCUGCCAGAGCACGGGCAAUACUGAGCUGUCAUAUAAGAAGGUGGGUGAUGGAAACCCGCUGCGGCGUUGGCGGGUAUCGGUGGAGGUAGAGGCCCCUCCAUCGGUGGUUCUGAAUCGUGUGUUGCGGGAGCGCCACCUGUGGGAUGUGGAUCUUAUGAACUGGAAAGUGUGUGAGGUCCUGGACAGACAUACGGAAGUGUUCCAAUAUGCCCUCAACUGGAUGCCCCCGCACCCCAGCCGAGACUUUGUGGUGCUCAGGUCGUGGAGGACAGAUCUGCCACGGGGGACAUGUUCUCUGGUGUCUGUGUCCAUCGAGCAUGAGGACUGUCCACCUGUAGGGGGCAUCAGAGCAAUAGUGAUGGAAUCAAAUUACUUACUGGAGCCUUGUGGCUCUGGAAAGUCCAGACUUACCCACAUCUGCAGAGUGGAUCUGAAAGGGAGAACUCCGGAAUGGUAUAACAAAGCAUACGGACACCUUUGCGCCGCCGAAGCUGCCCGAAUACGCAAUUCCUUCCAAACAAUCCAUACAGAGGGUCCCGAAACAAAAAUCUGAGCCUCGCUGUUGUGCAGUGCUUGAGGAAGUUCUGUGACUCUAAAAACCUUACGAGGAACACUUGCAGCCCUUUGACUUUUGGACAGUGAGUCAGGCCUGGGUAUUAUACACCCAAACGGAAUGUCAUCAACUUAACAAUGUCCCUUUAGCUUGUCCAUUUUUAAUAUUAUUAUUUGUAUUAUAAUUAAUUAUUUUAUUCUUUUUUAAAGUGUAUACAAUCUUAUACAAUGUAUAGGAUGCCUAAGCUCUUUAGUGCUUCUGGGAAGCAUGUAUUUUAUUAAAUUAAAAUAAAUAAAGCUAUAUUUGCACAUGCAUGCACCACAUGUCCAUGUAUGUGUUUGUUUGCAUUUGUAUGUGUACUGCAUGUGUGUACAUACAAACAGUACAUACAAUUUGUGUAUAGACUAUAUCUAUCUAUCUAUCUAUCUAUCUAUUUAAAUGCUCAUAUAGUACGAACAUUUUGCAUAUAUGUAUUGAUAUCUCAUUUUGCACAGAUAUCAAUGUAAUUCAUAUGGUCCAAAAUGUUACUCAAUUGUAAGCUGGGUUUACUUUGCUUUCUUUGUGUUGCUAUUUUAAUGUUUGUCCAAGAAUGGGUGUAAUAUUAUGGAAUUUGUACUUGCUUGUCAUAAGGAUGGACAAUAUGACCUGGGUUUGAUUUUCUCAGACCUGCUUUUGUAGUACUGGAUUACAUUAAUGACAGAAAGAGACAAUGAUUUUUAAUUAAACAACGUAUAAUUGAAUUCAUAUUCGUUUGAUUACUGUUUUUUGCUCAUUAAUUGUCAGUGUCCUUUUAUUAGUUGUCUACUUACUGAUAUACAGUAGUAAAAAUCAGUUAUCACAAUAAUACUGUAAUCGUAAUCAUAACAAAUACUUCAAUGACACUGAAUUGAAAACAUUUUUAUUUUUUUUGCACAAUGGGAAGAUUUCAUCAGUCAAUAGAAGUGUGUAGCUUCAUUUGUGUUUGCAAAAGCAUUUAGGCCAAGUCAUCCCAGGGUUUUACUGCUAAAAGGUGAGAGGCCUCUCUUAUCCACUAGAUGCCAGUAUUUAUAAAUGGUAAAUCAUUGAAAAUGCAUCUUCAUGUGUUCUAUUCUCAGUUUCAAUAAAUAUUUGCAUGUUAUAAUCAGUAUUUGCUAGUGUAUACAAAAAGUCUGCAGUGUUUGGAUAUCUAAAUGCUUAAGCAUGCAUUUUUUUUAUGUUAAUAUUGGAGAAUGACACAAAUAAAAAAGGAUUACAUUUGA